This is a messenger RNA of Homarus americanus (American lobster), 500 nucleotides long. RefSeq lists its product as uncharacterized. The transcript has 3 exons. Lineage: Eukaryota; Metazoa; Arthropoda; Malacostraca; Decapoda; Nephropidae. The record is from RefSeq and is a predicted model, not a curated record. Bases 72 to 500 code for a protein of 142 amino acids.
GCCACGUCCCGCCCCAUCACCACGACACGUGGAGCCUCAUUCUGUCCACCCACAGCAAGCCGCGCCUGCUCAUGUCUCUGAGCUGUCUCCACCAGAGCCCCUAUUGGACCCGAGGACACCACCCCCGGCUCCCCGUCCCCCACCGGCAUGCCGGCAUCUGGGGCCCAUCCACUCCAGUUCUCCGCAUCAAUGGAUCACCAAGAGAACAUGCACGUGGACUACGUAUCUACGCCAAGAAGGACGUCCCCUACCAACCUCUCGAUGUCCCCCUUAAAGCCGACACUACCGACGUACACGCCAUCACAAUCACACUAAAAGGGACCACAAAACCACCUGCAACAUCACUCCAUAGCACUCCAGACCAGCCCAGACCCCUCCAAGACUACUCCAGACCAACUCAGACCAGCCAGGCGAAGACCAAGGGGCCAUCACCAGUUGUCUCCCAGACGACGACCUACGGUGCUCUAGCGGAGGACCAAGCGGCGCAGCUCCUCUACUGA